AUGUCUCUGAACGGUCAUAGAAAUGAUGUUACAGCGAAUUACGAUUCUGGACACGGAAAAUCCAAGAAGAAAGACCGAAACGACUUUGAUUUCAACUCCGAUACGAGACCUCUGCAACAAGACGAAACACACAAUAGACAACCGUCCAAACGAAAAUCGCGCAGCCUACUGGCAACGAAAGGGACGGUGCGGAAUAUACAGGAACAGCCUCUACUGAUUCCACGGUCACCUAGUGAUUUGAGAUCAUCGGGAAGACACGAGAAGCCCAAGAAAGCAAGCUUCCAGUUUUAUUCCCCCGGCGCAGAUUCGGAAACAGAUGUCGACAGCGAUUAUACGGAUCGAUACAUCACUAAAGCUCGCUUCAAAAAGCCUCGAUCAUCGCCAUCAACAUACGGGAGUAACGGUAACGAGAGUGAAGCUUCUAUGAGAAGUAGUAAGUCUAAUAAAUCAGAGGACGAUUAUAGAUAUCUAUGUAAUAACGAUCGUAGAGGCCGCUUCAAAACGGCCCGAUUAUCGCCGCCAACGAGUGAUUCUAGGAAUAGCAGUGCAAGAUCAAUUUCAUCUGUUAAAGAAGCCGUGGAAGUUUCGUUCUCUAGACCCGAAUUUAAUAAAACGAAGAAUGAUGUUGGACCAAGAAGAAGAGGCAUCUUGACGAAUGGUGGCCAAAAACCUCAGGGACAAACGGCAUUACCUGAAGAUGCUACUGAUUGCGAAGACAAUCGAUCAAAAAGAACUAAGAAAGAUCGCCCCUUGAAAGAAAUAGACAGAAAUCAAAAUGUAUACAAUGCGCUCGUAUAUCGGGCCGGAGGACAACUCCCCGUUGAUCUUGGGCCAAGCAAAAGGCCACCAAUACGAAAGCCACUUCCCAAUCCAUCACAAGAACAGCCUGUCAGACAAGCACCAGAACCUCCAAAACUACCAGACCGUCCCAAGCUUCCAGACCGUCCAAGCGACCGACCCAUGGUUUCUAGGAAACAUACAUCACACACGGGAUCGGAGGAAUCGGAGAACAAGAAGGGGAGGGAAUUAAAGAAUGUGAAAAUGCCAGAGAAGUUUAGCUUCAGUAAAGUUUUCCGUAGCAUAGGGCGUGGACGUCGAUCUCACAAGAAGGAAUCCAGACUCAGUGAGAUCGAAUAG
Molecule: messenger RNA, 1137 nt
Organism: Sclerotinia borealis F-4128
Lineage: Eukaryota; Fungi; Ascomycota; Leotiomycetes; Helotiales; Sclerotiniaceae
Source: the annotation of a GenBank genome assembly